Akanthomyces muscarius is the source of this 321-nucleotide messenger RNA. RefSeq lists its product as uncharacterized. The transcript has 3 exons. The record is from RefSeq and is a predicted model, not a curated record. NCBI's taxonomy places the organism in Eukaryota, Fungi, Ascomycota, Sordariomycetes, Hypocreales, Cordycipitaceae. Gene Ontology annotation, cellular component: membrane. Bases 1 to 321 code for a protein of 106 amino acids.
AUGUCUUCUCAGCUCGAGUACACCUCCUUUCUCCUCGCCGCCUUGACGGCCGGCGGCGGCAUCAUGGGAUAUGCCAAGACGCGCUCUGCCCCUUCCAUCAUUGCCGGCUGCUCCGUCGGUCUUCUCUAUGGCCUCGGUGGCUACCGCAUCCAGAACCGCCAGCCCUACGGCAUUGAGCUGAGUCUCCUUGCCUCUGUCGUGUUGGGCGGUGCCUCCAUCCCCCGCGCCCUUCGCCUCAAGAAGCCCGUCCCGAUUCUUCUCAGUGUCCUGUCCACAUUUGGUGCCAUUACCUUUGGCAGCGCCUACAAGAACUCUCUCUAG